This is a messenger RNA of Phragmites australis (common reed), 1557 nucleotides long. RefSeq names its product serine/arginine-rich splicing factor RS2Z33-like. Bases 380 to 1342 code for a protein of 320 amino acids. The transcript has 7 exons. Gene Ontology annotation, biological process: mRNA splicing, via spliceosome. The record is from RefSeq and is a predicted model, not a curated record. Gene Ontology annotation, cellular component: nuclear speck. Lineage: Eukaryota; Viridiplantae; Streptophyta; Magnoliopsida; Poales; Poaceae. Gene Ontology annotation, molecular function: mRNA binding; zinc ion binding.
UGUUUGUUAUGUUCUGCGAGGCCUCAAAUCGAGAUAUUCCUUUUAUAUUUGAAUAUCGGUGGUUUAUAUCCCCAAAGGUCCCCAAGUUAAGUUUUUGACGGGGAAUUUGUGAUUUUUUUUUGUCGGAUCUAGUUGUAUUUUUAGGGGCUUCGAGAGUUGCUUAGAGGUAAGCUGUUUUCGUCGGGCAACGUGGAGGAUUUCCGGUGCGGAUUUCAGUUUUUUUUAACUUGUAAUUGAAGAGUUUUACACAAUAUUACUAUCGCCCGUCGACAAAUUAAAGGUAGCUGCAGAUUGAAACUAAAUUACAAGGCUUCAGUGAAAGAGUGUAACACCACUGUGCCCCCAACAUCGUAGCAUCGACUAUCGUUCACAUGGAGAUAUGCCUCGAUAUGACGAUCGUUAUGGAAACACACGCUUGUAUGUCGGCAGAUUGUCCUCCCGCACUCGUACACGCGACCUAGAACAUCUGUUCAGCAGAUAUGGGAGAAUACGAGAGGUGGAGUUGAAGCGCGAUUAUGCCUUUAUUGAGUUCAGUGAUCCUCGUGAUGCUGAUGAUGCACAAUACAACCUAGAUGGCAGGGAUGUUGAUGGGAGCCGCAUUGUUGUUGAGUUUGCUAAAGGGGUUCCACGUGGUUCAGGUGGCUCACAUGAAUAUAUGGGAAGAGGGCCUCCGCCAGGAACAGGUCGCUGUUUUAACUGUGGAAUUGAUGGUCACUGGGCUAGAGACUGCAAGGCUGGUGACUGGAAGAACAAAUGCUACCGUUGCGGAGAAAGGGGUCAUAUAGAAAGAAACUGCCAGAACAGUCCAAGGAGUCUCAGGCGUGAGAGAAGCUACUCACGGUCCCCAUCUCCACGCCGUGGGCGCGACCGCAGUCGGAGCUACAGCAGAAGCAGAAGCCAGAGUUAUAGCCGAUCUAGAUCUAGAUCCCUAUCUGGAUCUCCCAAGGGAGGUCGCCGAGAUCGUGAUGAGAGGAGAUCAAGGAGUCUUAGCUACAGCAGGAGCCCCAGGCGAUCUGCCUCCCCACCUGCAAAGGGAAAGGAGCGCAGCCCCAUGCCUGACGGAAGUCGGAGUCCGAGGAGCCCCAGCCCCCGAGAUCAAGUGAGCCCGCCACCAAAGGAUAAUGGUGAGCGGAAUGGCUCAGACCAUGUUGAUAGCCCCCCUCAUGGGAGGGAGGACAACAGGAGCAGAAGCCAGAGCCUAUCUGAGGGGGACGAUAACCCUGCCGCCAAUGGACGCAGCCUAAGUCCUAGGGAUAAACGUAGUGCAAGUCCCAUGGACAAUGGCAAGGGUGAUGAUGACGACGACCGCCAAGGUUCCCCAAGAGGAAGUGAGUCCCCGUGAAAACCUGGAAGCCCCAUCCCAGUUCGUAAUGAUGCAGACAUGCAGGGCGCCUAUUUGGCUGUAACGUUUAUAUUUCCAGUUUAAGACACAACACACUGUGUUUGCUCCCUGUCAAACGAUGACUAUUUUCCUGUGUUUUGUGAGGUAGAAACCUGAAGGAUUUGUUGUCUCGAGCUAUGCUUGGUUUGGAACGGAGAUAAGUGAACUUGUUAUUA